AUGGGCGGUAAGAUAAUAUCCAAACCACGAGACACCGACCAGAAUCACCGAGCAUCGAAGCUAGCUGUAGAUUCAGCGCGUCAUCCCGGCCAUUUCUCCAUCUCACUCCUUGGUGUUACUUUGUUGCUUACGGGACGUGGUGGCCAACGAAAACGUAGAAGCCUCCGCCGUCAGGGUCACGAGGCCGACCGGGCCGCAUGGCUUGGAUGCUCGGCUAGGUGCUGCCUCUUCAGAUCUGAUGCUGAGUUCUGUCCCUUGAGUCGCUCACGGGAAUGCCAUGACAAUGAGCAUGCCAUGUUUUACGCGACGACCUUCGUCCUGUCCCUCAAGCGGAGUGAUGCCAGAUUCCAGGGAGCACGAGUGGCCAUGGAUAAGCGACAGAAUGACGUCUCAGCAGACACUUCCGCAUUAAUUGCGCUCCGUGACCCGUAUGCUCUUUUUGGAGCUACCUUCCGACAUCGUCAUUUCGGCUCUCUCAAACUCGCGGAUUUCUCCAAAUUCUCUGGCACUGACUGGAGAUCAAAAGUCGCUAUUAGCAAACACGACGCGAGGCUUGAUAAGACUGGUCCAGACGCAUUCAGAAUGACAAUGAGCGAUAAAACUGGAGCACAAGAACUCGUCGACGUGGUCAUCUGGUGCGCAGACGAACAGCCUACAGACAACGGAUUCCACGAGUUCGGCCUCGCUGGAAAAUUACCCAAGAACAUCUUCGACUGCGACCUUCCGGGUGUGUGGACCCACAGCACGACAUCGGAAACACUGGGGGUUCCUGUGAAGUUCUACGGCAUACGCAGCUCGAGCUUCGAAGAAUCGGUGUGUCGACAGAAUGGGCUCACCAGGUGGCUCAGUUUGCGCUGUGAUAGCCCAGAUCCGAAAAUUCUUGGUCAAUUUUACCCUGGUCAGGAUGGCGGACCGCUUCAGGUGCAGCACAUCGAGAUUUUGCACGCGUUCUCAGUCAAAAAUGCGGACCUCAUGCUUUUCCAGGGCGUUGUGCGGAUGGUGUCGCAGGGACAAGAGGGAGGACAGGACGGGUUUGGUAUGGUGUGGGAAAUGCAGACCGACAAGAUUGUUCAAGGCACAAGAGAUUCUUGGCGAGGCAUCGAGGGAGCUCCAGAACACAUCGCUCUCAGCCUACCGCAUUAA
Pseudocercospora fijiensis CIRAD86 is the source of this 1143-nucleotide messenger RNA. RefSeq lists its product as uncharacterized. The record is from RefSeq and is a predicted model, not a curated record. Bases 1 to 1143 code for a protein of 380 amino acids. Lineage: Eukaryota; Fungi; Ascomycota; Dothideomycetes; Mycosphaerellales; Mycosphaerellaceae. The transcript has 10 exons.